Larimichthys crocea (large yellow croaker) is the source of this 1929-nucleotide messenger RNA. RefSeq names its product TM2 domain containing 3 (gene tm2d3). Bases 71 to 856 code for a protein of 261 amino acids. The record is from RefSeq and is a predicted model, not a curated record. NCBI's taxonomy places the organism in Eukaryota, Metazoa, Chordata, Actinopteri, Sciaenidae. The transcript is spliced from 6 exons.
GCAAGCGUCGCUGACGUCGCUUUUUCCUACUUCACUUGAACGCAGCUUCGGUUAGCACACUGCAGCAACAAUGGCUACUAGCUGUCAGAUAUGGAGACCGGACCGAGGACGGUGCUUCAAAACCUACGGAAUAAUUAUCGUUUUGUUCAUGGACCUGGCCUUACAGUGUGUUGACGGGUACCUGAGCUCUCCUCAUGUUGGCCAGGAGCCCCCCUACUCCAGAGAUGCCCAGCAUGGACCUGUCAUCACCAGCCCGGUGGUCCCUGCUGCAGCCUCAGUGACGCCUGCAGAUGAAGAGAGCUAUACUGCCAAGUGUCCCAGUGGGGGUUUGUGUAGUCGUCUGCCAGCUGAUUGCAUUCAGUGCAAUUAUCAACACAACUGCACCUACAGGAAACCAGCUACUUUCACCUGUAAACCCAAAAAAGGAGUUCACUGUAUAGGAGAGUCAGGACAUCCGCAAACCAACUUCUCUCUCUCCAUCAGCUGUCAGUUCUGCUGGCAGCUAGACCCAUCCGAGUACCGCUGCUCAAACUCUACCAACUGUAUGACCGUGUCCUGCCCACGCAAGCGCUACAAUGCCACCUGUGACGUGUUAGACCAUGUACAUUGUUUAGGUAAAAGACGCUUUCAGAAACGUUUAUUUUGUAAUUGGACUGGUGGAUACAAAUGGUCAACAGCAUUAGCACUCAGCAUCACGCUUGGUGGUUUUGGGGCAGAUCGGUUUUAUUUGGGCCAGUGGAGAGAAGGCCUGGGCAAACUGUUCAGCUUUGGAGGCCUGGGCAUUUGGACUUUGAUAGAUGUUCUUCUGAUAGGGGUUGGUUAUGUGGGACCAGCUGACGGUUCGCUCUACAUCUGAGGCAAAGCUCUGGAGACAUGGCUGGAUGGUUUGUGCCCCCUGCUUCACACUGCUUCACUCUCUAAGAUUGAAGAUCUGAGAUGCUGUGUUCUUAGCACGUCUGCCUGCCCAAGCUUGCUGUGCAACACGUCCUCAUCCCAUCUGCUAACAGGCAGGAAGUGUUUUCCUCAUUACAUCAACGAUGACUCUACCCACACAAUCAUCAGAUCAAUCCCAUCAUCCUGCAUCCAUCUCCUGUAAGGAUUGUGCAGAUGGAGCUGUGCAGGGGGAUGGAGAGACAGUAAUUAUGUCUCUCCGGUGGGUUUGACUUUACUGGUGGUUAGGCUCUGUCAUGCUGAUAUAUAGAUAGAUAGAUUGCUUUCACAGACAUACUGUCACCUUGUGUUGUUCCUCCCUUAUUGCAAGAUAAAUGCAUCAAUGGAGGGUCAAAUGGUAACCAUUGCUACAGAACCUUUUUUAUGGUGAUACGAAACACAGUAGAGAAGAUGAAAGGUAAUAUUUAUAUAAAAUAGCAUUAAUAUGCAGAAGGGAAACUGUCCUUUUUGACAACAGAUAGCUGUUCUUGGGGAUGAAUCCAGUGUCUUUUUUUUAAAUUUUAUUUCGUAUCUACAGUGAGUUGGCGGUGCAUAUCACAACUGUAAAAACAUCACCCUGAGGCCUAGAGAAAUAAUACAAUGACUUAAGUCAAAUGUUGGAAGAUGUUCACUGAUAAAGUUCAUAUGUUGUAUAAAAAGAAUAAGAGCUACCUUAUGUUCAAACAGCAACAAGAUCUGGUUAUACAACAUUGCAACACCUUAAAUGUUUUUGCACUAAUGAGUUGUGGUUACUUUUGGUUUCCCGUGUUGGCGAUAUUGGAGAUAUCCUGUUAUCAACUGGUCUUUUAUUCUCUAACUCAUUCAUUUUUCACAUUGUAAAAAACAAAUAUCUAUGUACUAACACUGUAAGAUUUGUGUGGCACAAACGGGCUCACCUCUCACUUCAUGUAAAUAUGUUUUCAGUGUCAGGUCAUCUUAAUCUGUUGGAACACUGUAAAUGACAUUUUUUAAGUUAUGUAAAUAAAAUUGUUAAAUAUA